This is a messenger RNA of Suillus paluster, 1235 nucleotides long. Its product is annotated as periplasmic binding protein-like II. NCBI's taxonomy places the organism in Eukaryota, Fungi, Basidiomycota, Agaricomycetes, Boletales, Suillaceae. The transcript is spliced from 10 exons. The record is from RefSeq and is a predicted model, not a curated record. Bases 53 to 931 code for a protein of 292 amino acids.
CCUUCAACCGACCUUUCUCAGCAAUUUCUUAGUGUCUCCAUCUACUCUUAUCAUGGUUCUAAGGAUCGGAUAUGUCCGAGAACACUUCUGUUCUCCCCUCCUCCAAUUCGAAGCAGAAGACAAAGGCUCAACGUUCACUCUCGUCGAGUGCCCCAGUGGCACAGGCCAGCUGAUCUCUCGGCUCACGAACGAUGAGAUAGAUAUCGCAAUAGCGCUCACAGAUCCUUUGAUUGCAGGGAUCGCAAACGGCUCAGAGGCGUACAAGCUCGUAGGGAGCUACGUCACAUCGCCGCUCCGCUGGGCGGUCAUCACAGGCCACAAACCCUCAGCAUACAACCAGCUCUCCGACCUCCAAGGCAGCACGCUCGGUAUUUCAAGAAAUGGCAGCGGGAGUCAGACGAUGGCGUACGUCAUGGCGCUGCAGCAGGGCUGGUCUACGAAUGAGCUCAAAUUCCAAGUCAAUAACGACAUCCGCGGGCUCAUCGAUUCCGUAAACGACGGUUCGACGAGCGCAUUCAUGUGGGAAUGGUUCACGACGAAGCCUUUUGCAGAUGGUGGAGAGUGCCGUUUCAUCGGCCAAGUCCCAACGCCAUGGCCUUCCUGGCUCAUCGCAGCGCACCCGACGCGCGCAGCGCCAGCGGCCGUACGCACGUUCCUCGACAGGCUCUCGUACCACGUCCGUGCAUUCGCUUCUGCGAAGGCACGUGCAGGACCGAGCGUGAAAUUUGUGAUGGAGACGUUUGGGUAUCCUGAAGCGGACGUUAAGGAGUGGCUCGAGGCUGUGGAGUACCCUGAGGAUUGCGCUAAGAUACCAUGGAAAGUUAUCACGGACACGUUGGGCGUCCUCCAGCAAGCUGGCGUGGUGGCCCCACCUGAAGGGGACGUCAAGCGGGAGCAAUUCCUGGAUCUGGAUGUCGUGACGCUGGUUUGAUUCAUUAAUCAUAAUUAAAUAUCGUUAUUCGUCAAAUCAUAUCCUGUAUGUGGAGAGAAAAUCCCACCAUGAUUGCAAUGCCUUAUCGUUGAGUAGUUUCGGAUGGGCGAGUAGGUUACAACACAGGAGUAGCAGCAGGCGCAGUCGUCGUUUAGUAGGACCGCACCUAUGGUUGCGGCACUUGCUGGCCCAGGACGUAACCGUAGGACAACUUGCCGAAGCAGCACUUGGCGCACGAGUUAGUGUAUAUGUAAUAGCUUUUUCUCCCAAUCAGUGCUCAGUACCGGCCAGUACUGCUAUCGCG